Phyllopteryx taeniolatus (common seadragon) is the source of this 9099-nucleotide messenger RNA. RefSeq names its product protein phosphatase, Mg2+/Mn2+ dependent, 1Nb (putative) (gene ppm1nb). Lineage: Eukaryota; Metazoa; Chordata; Actinopteri; Syngnathiformes; Syngnathidae. Bases 493 to 1827 code for a protein of 444 amino acids. Gene Ontology annotation, cellular component: nucleus; cytosol. The transcript is spliced from 7 exons. Gene Ontology annotation, biological process: negative regulation of canonical NF-kappaB signal transduction; protein dephosphorylation; positive regulation of canonical Wnt signaling pathway. Gene Ontology annotation, molecular function: protein serine/threonine phosphatase activity; magnesium ion binding; manganese ion binding. The record is from RefSeq and is a predicted model, not a curated record.
CAGCAGACUCCAAUUUAAAAAGAAGGAACCAGGCGGCUCUCGAGACAAAUAAAGGGUAAACAUGCGUAAUGGCGGACCGCUGCAUCGCUAGGCUUGGAAAACACACCGCCAACAUCACCGUCCUCACUGGGUCAUCAGCACACCGUACUCGAAAUGGCCGCUGUCCUCGUAAUCCGGCACGCCGUGAGCCUAUAAUCCGGCUUGCUCGAAGCUCGGGGAGGUUGACAGCAAAAGCGGGAGGGAAGACGGCGCCGACGCGUCGGCGACAGUGAGAGGCGGGCUGGGGAUCGGCGCACGGAAAUAGCCCACCAAUCCCGGGGCGGGCACGGCAAGCGUAGCGAGGCAAAAGAGGAAGGCAUUUGAAAGAAGGGCAAAAAGGAUGAGGAAAGGGUGAAAUCGCAGCAGAGGAGACCAGCGAGGAGAGAGCGCCGCCGCUCUGUGACGUCUCCACACCGAGGAGAUGAGCGAGGAGGAGGUGAGAAGACCCGUCAGAUGAGGAGGAGGCCUCCUCGCCCGCCGGCAGCCGCGAACUCGCGUUUCGACAUCGGAGGCAUGAGGACGUCGAGGAAGGCGAGCGUGGAGAUGCCCGCCUUCGUGCGCCAGCUGGUCAAAGAGACGGAGAAGAGGGUCAGCUCUUUCUUCAAGGGGGGCCGGGCGGGAGCGGCCGACGUGGACGAGGACGCGGUGCUUCCCAGCCCCUACCUGGACCGGCCGGUGUUGGACAAACUGGCGGAGGAGGGCUGCGCCCGCUGGGGUCUCACCUACGCCCUGGGCAGCAUGCAAGGCUGGAGGGCCCACAUGGAGGACUACCACAACUGCGUGCCUCAGCUGGGGGGGGGGCUGGCCGACUGGAGCUUCUUCGCCGUGUUCGACGGCCACGCGGGCAGCGCCGUGGCGCGGCACUGCUCGGGGCACCUUCUGGGGCACAUCCUGGCCUCAGGGGGCCUGGGGCCCGAGGACGACCCCGACGGGGUGAAAGGGGCCCUCGCGGAAGGCUUCCUGCAAACGGACAAGCAUCUCCACGCCGUGGCCCGCCGAGAAGGAUGGGAGCGAGGCGGCACCACCGUGGUGGCCGCCCUCGUUUCGCCCCGCAACAUCUACUUGGCCAACUGCGGGGACUCCAGGGCCGUGCUGUGUCGUUCGGGUCAGGUCCGCUUCUCCACCGAGGACCACAAACCGUACAGCCCUCUGGAGAAAGAGCGCAUCGAGAGCGCCGGAGGAUCCGUGUCCCUGCAACGUAUCAACGGCUCGUUGGCGGUCUCCCGAGCCCUGGGCGACUUCGGCUACAAGCGGGCGGAGAACAGGUCGCCCGGCGAGCAGAUGGUCUCGCCCGAGCCGGAGGUGCGAGCGCUGGAGCGCUCGCCGGCCGACGAGUUCCUGGUGCUGGCCUGCGACGGCGUGUGGGACGCCAUCGGCAACGAGGAGCUUUGCGCCUUCGUCCGCAACCGCCUGCUGGUGUGCGCCGACCUGAGGGACGUCUGCUCGCAGGUCAUCGACCUCUGCCUCUACAAGGGCAGCCUCGACAACAUCAGCAUCAUCCUGCUGUGCUUCCCUGGCGCCCCCCAGCUGUCCGCGGAGGCGUUACACCAGGAGGCCGAGCUGGAGGAUCUGCUGGAGUCCAAAGUCGCGGAGAUUUAUGAGGAGCUGCGUGGCAGAGGGGAGGAUCCCGAUUUGCUGGCGGUCCUGGCAGUCCUCGCUUCCGCCGCCAUCCCGGGAUUACCACCAGGGGGCGGCAUACACAGCAAAAGGAACUGCAUCAUCUCUGCUUACUACCAACAGAGAGACACGCACAAUCCUGCGCUACCAAAUGGAACGGAAGGCUCGUGAAGAGGCCGAGUGGGUUGCGACCAUCAAGGGAUUGUGAUUCAUGUCUGAAGUAACUCUUUUAUUCAUGUUUCCAAAUGGACAAAAAGGGAGUUAGUCACAACAGUGUUUGUUUACAUCGUUCCAGCGAGCAGCACCUUGUCGUAACAAAUACAAUGCAAAAGUCGCUCGAGUAAAGCCUGAUACAGUCUAUAUUUGUACAAUUAUCUAUCUAUCUAUCUAUCUAUCUAUAUAUAUAUAUACACUGUAUAUGACAUUUUGUAAGACUUACUCAGCAACACUGACCCAGAAACAAACUUCUGCCUCAUAUUCAGUGAACAGAAGACACAAAUAUAAGCCUGCAACUGCGAAAUAAUACAUUUCCAGCAUGAGUGUAUGAGAAUGUGAGAAUGUGUAGGAGUGGAGCCAAAUAUGUAUUUGAGGGGAAUAUGCAGUACUUGACUGAUACAGCUACGCUAGGCUAAGCUUAGCAUACAGCUAAUGUCCAUUUGUUCCAGCAGGAUAUGCGAACAAUGCUAUCUUGUUAGCGGUUGGAAAUGCACAAAAGUUCCCUUGUUCUGCAUUGUUGGCGAGCAAAUAAACUCAUCUUAUAAUGUGAGGGGGGGGGGGGGGGGGGGGGAAAUACAUUUCACAGAUAAUACUUUGUCAGUUUAACCCUAUGCGCGAGUUUGUAGGAAGAAGAGUCAGAGAGAGAAUAAAAUGAAAUUUUUUUUUUUUUUUUUUUUUUUUUAUACAAGUCGUAAUAUAAUCAUCAUUAUUAAUACAUUUGAGAAGAAUAAAUAUCAAGAAAAUGACACACACGCAAAAAAAAAAUUUCAAAAUGAUAUUGAGUUGGAUUCUUAACGUUCUCAAUGAAACCUGCCUGAAAACAUCCUCGGUAAAUUGCAUGUGAAAUGUCAUUUUUUUUUUUUCUGCAUGUUGGAGACUUAUGUACUGCCUUAUUAUCGGGCAGGAGGCGGGGUACACCCUGAACUGGUUGCCAGCCAAUCGCAGGGCACAUACAAACAAACAACCAUACAGAUCAAUUGUUUUGAUGAUAAUAAUGAGCAUGUGCUUCAAAACAGCACAUGAUGGAUUCAAAUGGAUUUUCUUGCAUAGAGAAAGCAGCUUGAAUCUCGCUAUCUGCUCUGUUGGCACGUACUCGCAUUUUGACACCCGUGGAUUUAAAACAUGAAUACAUUUUUUUAAAAAUCUCCUUUCUUUUUCCAAUUGAUUUUUAGACCCACUGAAAUUCUCAAUGCAAUUCUAAUGGCCGUCAAUGAUCUGCAGAUUUUCUCUAUAGCGGCGGUCCACCGCACAGCACUUGAGAAAUAAAAGAAUUCUUCUCGGGGUGCGCUUUUGAUUGAUGCUCGACUCAAAAGGCAGCCUCUUAAGGAUCUUGCUUGAUUAUUGAGCAUGUCAGGGACGUGUACUCACGACAUAAACCAUUGGGGGAAAUUUGCAAAUGAUCGGAACAUUGUGUGUCGUUUUUGCAGCAUUUAUCAUCUCUGGUCGUGAGCCGAAAGACUCCAAACGAUGAAUGCAUGCAGCUUUUUCUAUAAGUUGAUGUUGUGUUUGUGUCUAAGCCAGUGAUUCCCAACCAGUGUGCCGCGAGCGCUCUUCAGGUGUGCCGUGGGUAAUGUGAAAUUUGACUUCAUUGCUCCAAAAAAUGAUUUCUUUCCAAGAAAUAAUGUAUCCCCUUUUCGUGAGAUUUUUGUUUGUGAUUUUGUGCCUUGGCUCCAUAAAGGUUGGAAAUCACUGGUCCAUGCUCUCUUGUUGCUUUCCCGGCCACGCAAAGAUAUUAGCGGGGGAGCUCGGAGGACGUGCACGGGCCUCCCAAAAUCAUCAGCGAUCCAGCAUCAAGUGCUCCUCCACGGCUGCUUUCAUCUGAUUGCGUUUGUAUGAGCCAAUCACUCCAGGACAUCAAACCGAUCUUGACUGUGAUACAGAAUCCUUGAGAUUGCUUUCAUGUUUUUCCUCCUUCAAGCAAAAUGUGAGCAUUGUCUAGACUCUUAUGACGACAGUCUGUAAUCAAUUCACAGACCCGCAACGGUUGAUUCAAACGGUUGGUCGUUCUCCUCACAAACUUGAGCGAUUCACUUGUGUGCCUCCUAUAAGGAUGAGACGCAAGGGACAUGCGGAUGUGUGCUCCUAUCUAUCCACACUGGUUUCCUGGAGACGGUUGUUCAUAAUGGCCAACGCCCCCACUCCCUGGGAGAAUCCGUUCUGGUGGCCGUAGCUCUGCCGUGGCCCCUGGUGGGCAGUUUCGCUCAGUUGCUUCUGCAGCAGCGCCAAAGACACCUUAUUAGACACCAUGAACUCGUUGACGGAGAUCAUUUCUCCCGACAGUCGACGGCCAACGUGCACCCCGACCGUGAGCGCGCCGCCGUCCGUCUCGCUGUCGUACACGGUCUCCGCCGAGCCGUCCGCGUACCGUUGCCUUCCGGCAGGACAGUGCGACGAGAGCGGCCGGACCGCGUUGCGCUUUAACCGGUUUCGUCCGAGGUGAGCCGCCGUACGCCUCGGUCUGCGCUUCCACCAUCCGCCCGCGGAACGAGAGCCGAGCCGACGGUCCCUCGGACGCACCGACUUCUCCAAAAUCCAGUUGAGCGUUUGUUUAAUGAUAAUGGAAAUGACGUUAAAGAGCGAGUAGAUGCAGCAUACUCCCAUGACGAUGAAAAGGCAGUUCCCCAGCCGGUAGGCCUCCUGAGACUCGUAGUGCUGCCUCUGGCUGCUGACCAGGUCCCCAAAGCCGAUGGUGCUGAAGGCCACAAAGCAGAAGUACAGGGAGUCCACGUAGCUCCAGUUCUCCAUGGAGCAGUACAGAGUAGAAGCGCUGCACGCGAUCACGAUCGAGGCCAGUCCCAAGAUCAGCAUGACGUAAUAGACGGAAGGCUUCCAGCCUUCUAGGCUGUCCUCCUCCCCGGACGCAUCCCGCCUGCCGGACGCGUCGCCAACUCCGCUGCAUCGAAGGCGACGUUCGUGACACCAGCGCAUGAUGUAGGCCAGCAUGGUGAUGAUCCUCUCCAAGAAGAGGUUGAAGAAGAGGAUGGUCGCGGCGCAGCCGAUCAGACCGUAAAAGAUCAAGAAGAUUUUUCCAGCUAUGGUUGCCGGCGUGGUCAUACCAAACCCUAGAGACAAAAACCUUUUUAAGAAGAAGGUAAGACCUUGCAGGUAAGGCCUGGUACACACGUAAGAAUGUUUACAACCUUAAGGGAUGAACUCUUACAGAUCCCACAUAUGAAGAUUCCAAAAAAUCAGGCACUGAACAGUUUUGGUUGCACUGUGUGUGGUGUCCUCCGACUAUCCCAACACACAACACCAAACACAUAAACGUUCUGUUUCACCACCACCGAUCUCAAAUCUCGUCUGCCAAGACAGAUAUCCCGUGUGAUCAAAUGUGAACUAACCAAAACGAAGAAGAAGAAGAAGAAGAAAAAGAAACACGACUGGACACGCUGCGCCGAUGUUUGCGAGGCUCACCAAUAGUGGAGACCACGGUGCCCACAAAGUAGAAGGCUCCAGAAAAGUCCCAGCGGGGCCUCGAUGCGUCCACUCGUAUCCCCGCCCCAUUGGCCUCCUCAUACUGCCGCAGCAGGGUGCGCAGCGCCCUCGGGUGGACGGCGUAUCGGCGGGUGAAGUUCUCCAGCUGCUGCCUCCACAGGCGGCGGGCGCGCAGCUCAAAGGGGUGCUCCAGGGCGGAGAAGAUGGCCGCCCCGCACAGCAGGUAGAGGAGAAUGAGGCCAGCGAGCAGGAAGAAACGAGCGUUGUCUUCGUUGAUGGGCGCUUUGGGGCGGCGGCCAGUCGCCUUCCUCUGAGCCAUGACCGCCACAGCAACUGCAUGGAAACGCACUGAUGACUUGUUUACAAUUACGAGUUACCUUACCCCGACGUGUAAUCGCAGUGUAAACAUUGCGGUGACUUUCUCGAAGGGCCACAACUAAUUGCAUGUGAUUUCUUUUCUUCAUUUUCAAUGAGCGCAUCGACGGGGCCCUUGGCGGUUCCCUGCAUCAGUCGAUUCAAACUAUUGAUCAUUACUUUGGAACGAACCACAUAUAUUUGCUCUUUACACAAAUACAUUGGUAACAAAAACAUGAUCAAAUGUAAAGUAAAAAGUGUUCGUUGCGUUAUACGUGCACAGCAUGUGGAGAACAUGAGACCAUGUUGACCUCGUGACAAAUGUGCACAAUGAUGACAAUAUCGCUUCAUAUUGCAACCAGAUAAGUCAAUGCGCCGUAAAAAGUCCAAAAUUGUACAGUGUGACCCUACGAAAGCAGAAUGGCACAUGACCAGAGAGAGCCAAUCACAGGCGUCGCCUUUGGAAGGGGGAAGUGAAAUAUGCGUUUUUUUGCAGCUAGUUUUCAAAUGUCACUAAAACUGUCACAAUGGAAAUUUUCAAACGCAAUGGUACUUUAAUUACACAUUAGCAGUAAAGUAAUUGAUUACAAUUACAUAACCCCUUGUUAUUAAAUUAUGUAAUGGGAUUACACGUAAUUAGUUACUCCCCAACACUGCAUGUAUAGUUUUUUGCUUAAAUACACAUUGGCCAGGGCAGAAAACAAACAGGUUAAACGCAGAAAACUCUGAUCUUAAAGUGUAGCAACACACUUCAUCUUCUUCAUUUAUGUAUCAUUGACAUUACAAACAUUGAAAUAUUUUUCAAUGCAAAUAUGAAUAAGAAUACAUGAUAAAAACCACACCUCAUAUAGGUUAUGCUAGUCUAUCAUCCUGUACAUGUUAGCGUAACUACUCAUUGAUCUAAGUUAUAAAUAGAAAAUCCUUUUUUUCCUAGAAUAAUGAAAUGAUUCAUACCUGGUCAGGGUGACAGCGAGUCCCUCUCCCUGAGCUCGGCUGCUGCGCAUCUGUUGACUUGAUGACCAGCAAGAGGGACCACCUUCAGUUUUUUUUUUUUUUUUUUUUUUGUGCAAGCACAGAAACUCGACGAUGCCUCAUCCGUCACGCGCUGACAUCAUUUUGAACCCCGCCCACAUCUGUCAUCACGCCCACCCUGUUCGGAUGUGUCCCCGUCAUUUAUAUACAAAGACAUUCCAAAAAUAUGUCUACUGCACAAUACCGCUGAUAUUCUGAUUUUGGCGAUAGUCUUCUGGAAAAUGUUUGUGUGUGACUGUCACCCUACUUGUAGCUCAGCAUCUCUGUUCUAGAUUAUGCGAAAGGUCUUCGGUGGGGUUUAGGUCGGGGUUUUGAAGUUCUUCCACAUUGAAAUUUUUUAUGGGCCUACAGAAAGGGGCCUUUUCCAAAGUGUUCCCGCAAAAUUGUGUGUUAGAAGCUAAAGAUGUGUCCUGAGACUUUUGUCCACGUAAGAUACAGUACAGCUUGGUUGCACUGUGGUUCAUGGAGCCUCUGAUGGCUUUUUGUUGUUGCUGCAGACUGCGUGGGGGCGUUUGGAGUCAGGCCCUCCCUUUAAUCUUGCACGGAGGUGCAGCUAAGAGCAAGGGCUCCUCUGACUGCUGAGUGGCUGCGGGAGGCAGGUGUAGAAUCCUUCUUCCAUAAUGGACAACAUUCAAAUAUUGUCAAGAAAAUACAGAUGGUCCCAAAAGGCAUAUUUACUGUAUUUAAGUUAAAUACAACUGAACUGUACUUACAAAAUGGACUAUACUUGACAAGUCAAAAAAAUGUAUACAUGACAAAAAAAUAUUGUACUGGAUUAAGAAAAAGUUUACAUUUGUUUGAUUCUAUUUAAUGUUCUGAUGUUGUAGAUUUUAAUUGUAUUUAAUUCAGGGAUUCUCUCACAUAAAAGGCGGCACGGUGCCGACUGGUUAGAGCGUCUGCCUCACAGUUCUGAGGAUCGGGGUUCAAACCCCGGCCCCGCCUGUGUGGACUUUGCAUGUUCUCCCCGUGCCUGCGUGGCUUUUCUCCGGGCACUCUGGUUUCCUCCCACAUCCCAAAAACAUGCAGGGUAGGUUCAUUAAAGUCUCUAAAUUGACCCUAGGUGUGAAUGUGAGUGCGGAUGGUUGUUUGUUUCUAUGUGCCCUGCGAUUGGCUGGCAACCAGUUCAGGGUGUACCCCGCCUCCUGCCCGAAGAUAGCCGGGAUAGGCUCCGGCACGCCCGCGACCCGCGUGAGGAGAAGCGGCUCGGGAAAAUGGAUGGACGGAUUCUCUCACGUACAACUAGAGAGAGCCUGCAUGCCACUAGUGGGAGUCGUGCCACACUUUUGCGAAUGACUGGUUUACUCUAUGUGAGGGGCCAAAAUAUUAGAAACCCUUCUCAGCACGUCGUAUGAAUGGCAUAUUUUGUACGUUGGAGUUCUUCUCUACCCCACUGGAAACUGCAAAACUUUCAUGCGGCAUGUGGCACAUCGUGAUGAUCAAAAUGCAAAGAGAUUACAAACCUACAUGUCCAACCACUUGUAGCUACUACGGAGUUUUGUUUGUUUGUUUUGUUUUCCCCAAGGGAGAGACUAGGAAAGUGCAAGGUGACACGAUGCAGAGCUCGUGAUUCUGCGACAAUCAUUCUUCAGCACAGACGUACUUCGGUGCAUCUUGAACGCCACACAGCAACGACUUUAGGCUUUUUUCCUCGACAUCGCUAUGGAAACAGGCCCUUCACAUGCACUACACAACAAUGUGCAAAACACAAGUGCUGACCUUGACCGGCAACUGCAAGCCUUCAACAAACAUCUGUCCAUCUUUUUUAUUUGGGUGAGUGGCCGGCGAUCAACACCCUGGACUGGUCCCAGGCCAAUCGCAGGACAUGUAUUGCGUAGACCAUAUAUGUCAAACUCAGGCCCGGGGGCCAAAUUUGGACCACGAUAUAAUUAUAUUUGGCCCGCAAGACCAUAUCAAAUGUGUAUCAGAGCUGGCCCGCCAGUGUAUAGUACAUGCGCCUCUAAUAUUCCAAAUCCCAGAAUGCUUUGCUCGUGCGUCGGCCCAUCGGUCCAGACCGGCGAGCGCCCCUUCCCUUUCUGUUGCAGUCGUUAGCAACUAUGCUACCGGUCUCCUCGUGCAAAUUUACACAUCCCCUUCCCAAAAUUGGCCAAACGAAAGAUGGAAAACGGUGAACUUCCAAGACAGGUGGGAGACUGAUUGUGUGUUCACUAAAGUAAAAGACAGACCUGUUUGUCGUGUGCGGAGCAACGUGGCUGGAUCAAAGAAUAGAACAUCAUUGAAUUGUUGUCGUUUUUUCAUGGUUUACUCGCCUGACUUCCUUGCGGACAAAUGCAACUUAAUGUGACUGCGCAUGGUUGUCUGUCUGUGCCCUGCGAGUGCCUGGCGACCAGUCACGGGUGUCGUCGGCCUUUCGCCGCGAGUGACCCCGGGCGGCCUCCUGCUCCCCUC